This is a messenger RNA of Aspergillus pseudotamarii, 1224 nucleotides long. RefSeq names its product putative cellobiohydrolase (gene cbhC). Gene Ontology annotation, biological process: cellulose catabolic process. The transcript is spliced from 6 exons. The record is from RefSeq and is a predicted model, not a curated record. Gene Ontology annotation, molecular function: hydrolase activity, hydrolyzing O-glycosyl compounds. Bases 1 to 1224 code for a protein of 407 amino acids. Lineage: Eukaryota; Fungi; Ascomycota; Eurotiomycetes; Eurotiales; Aspergillaceae.
AUGCACACCCUCAACAUGCAGGCCCUGUGGGCUCUGUCGCCCUUGCUCUUCUCCGCUGCCAGAGCACUUCCCCAAGCGAGCGUCACCCCGACUCCUUCGUCGUCCGUUCCUUCGUCAAGCGCCCCUGCUCCUACCGCAACAGCAGGUGGAAAUCCCUUCGAGGGAUAUGACCUCUAUGUGAACCCCUACUACAAGUCCGAGGUGGAGAGCAUUGCCAUUCCAUCCAUGACUGGCUCGCUCGCUGAGAAGGCCAGCGCUGCAGCCAAUGUACCGUCUUUCCACUGGCUUGACACAGCAGACAAAGUCCCCCAAAUGGGCGAGUUCCUCGCGGAUAUCAAGAGCAAGAACGAUGCCGGAGCGAAUCCCCCAACUGCGGGUAUCUUCGUCGUCUACGAUCUCCCUGACCGGGACUGUGCGGCACUGGCUAGUAACGGAGAGUACCUGAUUAGCGAUGGUGGAGUCGAGAAGUACAAGGCGUAUAUUGAUUCCAUCCGGGAGCAGGUUGAGAAAUACUCGGACACUCAGAUUAUCCUGGUUAUCGAACCCGACAGCUUGGCAAACCUGGUGACCAACAUGAAUGUGCAAAAGUGCGCCAACGCCCACGACGCCUAUUUGGAAUGUACCAACUACGCCUUGAAGCAGCUGAACCUGCCCAACGUUGCGAUGUACCUUGAUGCCGGUCACGCCGGAUGGCUAGGCUGGCCCGCCAACAUCGGCCCAGCAGCCGAGCUCUACGCCUCCGUAUACAAGGACGCAGGAUCCCCCGCCGCCGUCCGUGGUUUGGCCACGAACGUGGCAAACUACAACGCCUGGUCUAUCGACACCUGUCCUUCAUACACACAGGGCAGCAGCGUCUGCGAUGAGAAGACGUACAUCAACAACUUCGCCCCGCAGCUGAAGAGCGCUGGAUUCGAUGCUCACUUCAUCGUUGAUACUGGUCGCAACGGAAACCAGCCCACCGGUCAAAGCCAAUGGGGCGACUGGUGCAACGUGAAGAACACGGGUUUCGGUGUUCGCCCUACCACCGAUACUGGUGAUGAGCUUGUCGAUGCUUUCGUCUGGGUUAAGCCCGGUGGUGAAAGUGACGGAACCUCUGAUUCCUCUGCAGAGCGCUACGAUGCUCACUGCGGAUAUGCUGAUGCGUUGACGCCUGCUCCGGAGGCUGGUACUUGGUUCCAGGCUUAUUUCGAACAGCUGGUUCAGAACGCUAACCCUUCUUUGUAA